Messenger RNA from Triticum dicoccoides, 663 nucleotides. RefSeq lists its product as uncharacterized. Bases 61 to 321 code for a protein of 86 amino acids. NCBI's taxonomy places the organism in Eukaryota, Viridiplantae, Streptophyta, Magnoliopsida, Poales, Poaceae. The transcript is spliced from 2 exons. The record is from RefSeq and is a predicted model, not a curated record.
UCCAUCCACCCAUCCACCCAUCACUCGCGGCCGCGGCGGCGGCGGCGGCGGUUGUUCACCAUGUCGGCAGGGAGCGAGCGCUCGAACGCGGCCUACGCGACCCCGGCGGCGGUGCUGGCGGGCUUCUCGCGCGGAUCCGGCCCGUCCGUCUCCGGCAGCGUCAGCGGCAGCGGGAGGAGCCAGGCGGAGGGCGGGGCGAGGAAGAAGCCCCCGUUCCGCCUCGCGGCGGACGACACCAAGCCCAUCCUCCGCGACCCGAUCUCGCGGUCCGACCCCAUGGAGACCGAGCAGGCCGUGCUGCGGCUGCCGCCCUUCCCCUGAAGCCCAGCCGCGUCGUCAUGGAUGGUACACCCCUCCCUCUGCCCCUCUGUUAACACUAUCUUGUAAUUUUCCUCUGUGCUGCACCUGCACACAGGCUCUGUAUUUUGGGAAUCCAGUGGUAGCCAACUAUUGGGCUACUGACCCCAUGAGCGAUCAGGGUUGCGAGGGAUGUGUCAAAUGAUUAGGCAGCCUUCAGAUUUUUGGUCAACAGCUGAGAAAUAAGUAGAGCAUGUGGUGCCUCUACCUUCUGAUUUUGUACACACUGCAGGCCGCUGAAAUGUUCGCCCAAAUGGCUUGUCUUUUGGUGCAAUUUGAUUGCAAUAGAAAAUAGAACGAACAAUA